Molecule: messenger RNA, 2300 nt
Organism: Pungitius pungitius (ninespine stickleback)
Lineage: Eukaryota; Metazoa; Chordata; Actinopteri; Perciformes; Gasterosteidae
Gene: eif2s2
Product: eukaryotic translation initiation factor 2, subunit 2 beta
Exons: 9
Coding region: 140-1138 (332 amino acids)
Biological process (GO): formation of translation preinitiation complex; formation of cytoplasmic translation initiation complex; translational initiation
Cellular component (GO): eukaryotic translation initiation factor 2 complex
Molecular function (GO): mRNA binding; translation initiation factor binding; translation initiation factor activity
Source: RefSeq, a predicted model, not a curated record
GAUGACAUCAGGAUUUAGGGAGUUUGGCGCUUGCGCACUGCAGAUCUAACGCUGAUGCAAGACGUUUUCGGCGCAGCAUUGUGAUACUGUUCAAGGGACACAAAUUACCCCGAUUUCAGUCACUUUUCAGCCCGCAACAAUGUCAGGAGACGAGAUGAUUUUUGACCCCAACAUGACUAAGAAGAAGAAGAAGAAGAAGAAGCCCUUCAUGCUGGAUGAGGAAGGAGGAGAGGGUGUCGGAGGAGAAGAGGCUAAAGAGGUUGAGGCGAAGGAAGCAGAACCAGAGAUUGGAGAGGACAAGGAGCUGGAUCUAGAUGAAGAUGAGGGCAGGAAGAAAGAACCGUCCGAUGAUCUGAACGACUUGAACUUCUUCAACCAGAAGAAAAAGAAGAAGAAACCCAAGAAAGUAUUUGAUAAUGAUGUUGAGGAGGGAUUAAAGGAGCUGAAAAUUGAAGGAGAGCAAACCGAGGUCCUGGAGGAGGACAACCUGGACCUGAUGCUUCCAGCCAAAAAGAAAAAGCCCAAAAAAGUGGACUUUGACGAGGGCGAGAUGCUGGAGAUUGAUGACGUUUUGGAGGAUGAUGAGGGGAAGAAGGACGAUGGGAUCUCCUUCAGCUCCUCAACAGGUCCAACCUGGGCCGGUACUGAAAGAGACUACACUUAUGAUGAGCUCCUGAACAGAGUCUUCAACAUAAUGAGGGAGAAAAACCCGGAUAUGGUGGCCGGAGAGAAGAGGAAGUUUGUGAUGAAGCCUCCUCAGGUGGUCCGAGUGGGAACAAAGAAAACUUCCUUCGUCAACUUCACAGACAUCUGCAAACUGUUGCAUCGUCAGCCUAAACAUCUUCUCGCUUUCCUGUUGGCCGAGUUGGGAACAAGUGGUUCCAUAGACGGAAAUAACCAGCUUGUGAUCAAAGGCAGAUUUCAACAGAAACAGAUAGAGAACGUGUUGAGAAGAUAUAUCAAGGAAUAUGUGACGUGUCAUACCUGCCGCUCCCCGGAGACCAUCCUGCAGAAAGACACUCGCCUCUAUUUCCUGCAGUGUGAAACGUGCCACUCCCGCUGCUCCGUUGCCAGCAUCAAGACCGGCUUCCAGGCUGUGACGGGCAAGAGGGCGCAGCUGCGCGCAAAAGCCAACUGAAGACCAUCUAAGCUGGGCCCCCCCACCCGUCUCUCGGCCUCCACUCCCCACCCCCCGGAGGAGCCGAAGCUGGGGUCUGAUGCCCCUCUUAUUCGCUAAAAAGACUCUCUGGAUAGAACUGCGGGAGGGUGUCAAGUUGUGUUGUGGCCCAACAGGGCAGGGAGUGAGAGAGUAUCUAAAGCUCACGGAUUGGGUUCAGGCACCGUAAGCAGAUGUGUGUACCUCAUACACUAUUGGUUGCAUUUGAUUUGUUGCGUGGCUGAUUAACUCUCCACCUCAUAGGUUUUUUUUCUCUUCCCCCAUUUGCUGUGAUUUUUGAUUCCUGUCAGACCUGAUAUCAUAUGGCUUCAUUCUUUCCUCUGCCACUUAACAUGCACAAGAGUAUUUCUUUGCAUAAGGAAUGGAUUUCUCCAUGCAACCGGCCAAUUUAGUUAAGUUGUGCUACAGUGACAGCAGUGUUGUUGCGAUAACUGUAGCCACGAGGCUCACGUGGUUUCUUCAUUUAUCUUAGAUUCAAGAUUGCGUUUUCUGGGCUGUCCUAAAAACCACAACAUCUGCCUGGAAUUUUCCACCAUGGCAUAUCAAGGAUAGAAAUCGAAAUCACCAGGUGGGUAGUACAUGUAGGAAGAUUUGUCACUGCUACUAGUCUGACACAGCCCCGGCAGAGCUUAUUUUCAUCAUCUAUUAGCAGGAGGUGACUAAAGUGACUUCUCAUUAAACACUUUGGGUUGUUUGAGGGACAUGCAUCAAAAUGAGAAUGUGUCUAAGUGGUAUUUAGAAAUGUUGUACUAGAUUAUUGCUUCCUUUUUUGACUUCUGAAAAUAAGAUCAACACAUUUCAUUAUCCAUUUAAGAUCUGAUGUGAUAAGUAAUACAUUCAUUUUGUCAAGAAGAGCAGGUUAAUUGAACUCGUACUCAUCCUGGAACUUAACGCUUUCCUCCAAAAACAGCUUCUGAGCUUCCAACCACCUCUUAAAGGAUUUCAGUAAAUGUACACCACAAGCUAGCAGGCACUUCUGACUGAGGCGCUUCAGUCCAAUUAUACUGGUUAUGAUACUUGAUAUUGGUUCUGUUGAUGUUUGAGAAGGAUGUGGAUAAUUAUGACUAGCUGCAGUCAUUUUAAAACCUGUUUUUUUACAAAAAUAAAAUAUUCUCUCUCUCCA